AUGUUGGGAACGGCCUUUAUUGAUUCCUACCAAAAGUAUCAAGCGGUUGCCUUGGUUGGCAUCCAGGACUGGGCCGACCGACUGAGUUUUUCACACAGUACUGUCAUCCUCAUCAUCUGCACUGCCAUAGUUUCGGCCAAAACCUACAUUUUGAAACCUCUGGCCUGCCAUGUACCAACGGUGCCGACGGGCUCCAACUUCAAGGACUACAUGGCAUCGUACUGUUGGGUGCAUGGAACAGUGCCCAUCGGCAUAAAUGAAACCAUCCCAGAGGAUGAGGCCGGUUGGGAUGCCCUAGAGUUGGAGCGUAAAAUGGCUUAUUACCAAUGGGUACCCUUCGUACUCGGUCUGCAAACAAUUCUUUUCUACAUACCACACGUGAUCUGGCAGAACGUGACCUUCAACCGUCUGGGAACCGACCUCACUGCUAUCAUUACAAAAGCCAUGGACGCUCUCAAGACCACCGCCCCAGAGAAGCGAGAAGAGAAGAUUGCAAAUGUUGCAGAACGACUUGAACUGCUACUUUUCGCACACCGCGAUUAUCGCCGAGGCAAGAUGGCCGCCCUGGGUCGCCAGGUCUCCGACACCUGCAGUCUCCUGCUGGCUAGCAAACGCCUCGGCACCUGGACUGUCCUCUCUUACCUUUGCAUCAAACUGCUCUACCUGGCGAAUGCUAUUGGCCAGUUGUACCUAAUGAAGGAAUUUCUGGGCUACAGCGAGUCCAUGACACGUUUUAUGGUUCAGCUUACGACCUCCCUCAUUCAGGGAUCCGACUGGCGAGAAUCGCUCUACUUCCCACGGGUUGCCUUCUGCAGCGUGAAACUCCGCCACUUGGGUCAGGCGGACAACCGUUUUCUCGGCAUGUGCGCACUCGCAGUGAACAUGCUCAACGAAAAGAUCUACAUCUUCCUCUGGUAUUGGACCCUCCUGGUGGCUAUAUGCACAGGCGUCAGUAUUAUAACCUGGUUCCUGCGACUGACCAUAAGGAGGCGGAAGACCAAAAUUAUUCGCAAGUACCUUAAGCUCGGACCGGAACUGGAGCCUUCAGACUGUGAAAAGGAUCUCGAUGCGGACACCCUUGAUCCCGACGAUCCUCGUACCGUUGACCGGUUUGUCAAGGAAUUCCUUCGACUUGACGGUGUUUUUAUCGUCCACAUGCUCAAUUUGAAUGCUGGUGACAUUGUAACGGGAGAAGUUAUUCGCCUGCUGUGGAAGGCCUGGCUAUCUAAGGUUAGCUGUCUGGGGUUAGGUUUAUACAACUGCAAUUACCCCCGUGGGACUAUAUACUCUAUUCUUGCCUUCCGGUAUACUCAAUCACAGUGUCUUUCAGCUUAUUAUCAAUGGGUACCCUUCGUCCUCGGUCUGCAAACAAUUCUUUUCUACAUACCGCACGUGAUCUGGCAGAACGUGACCUUCAACCGUCUGGGAACCGACCUCACUGCUAUCAUUACAAAAGCCAUGGACGCCCUCAAGACCACCGCCCCAGAGAAGCGAGAAGAGAAGAUUGCAAAUGUGGCAGAAAGACUUGAAAUGCUGCUUUUCGCCCACCGUGAUGAUCGCAGAGGCAAGAUGGCUGCCCUAGGUCGCCGCGUAAACGACACCUGCAGUCUCCUGCUAGCCAGCAAACGCCUCGGCACCUGGACUGUCCUCUCUUACCUUUGCAUCAAAAUGCUCUACCUGGCGAAUGCUAUUGGCCAGUUGUACCUAAUGAAGAAAUUUCUGGGCUACGGCGACUCCAUGACGGGUUUUAUGAUCGCGCUCACACAUUCCCUCAUCCAGGGCUCCGAUUGGCGAGAAUCGCUCUAUUUCCCACGGGUUGCCUUCUGCAGCCUGAAACUCCGUCAUCUGGGCCAGGCGAACAACCGUUACGUCGGAAUGUGUGCGCUUGCGGUGAACAUGCUCAACGAGAAAAUCUACAUCUUCCUCGUGUUUUGGACCUUACUGGUGGCUGUAUGCACAGGCAUCAGUAUUAUUGUCUGGUUCCUGCGACUGACCAUAAGGAGGCGGAAGACCAAGAUUAUUCGCAAGUACCUUAAGCUCGGACCGGAACUGGAGGCGUCGGAGAAUGAAAAGGAGCUUGAUGCUGACACCCUGGAUCCGGACGAUCCUCGUACCGUUGACAGGUUUAUCAAGGAGUUCCUUCGACUUGACGGUGUCUUUAUCAUCCACAUGCUCAAUUUGAAUGCUGGUGACAUUGUAACUGGAGAGGUUAUACGCCUGCUGUGGAAGGCAUGGCUAAUGAAGUAUGCUGGGCGAAGAGACUUCAGCUAUGAUCCCUGGUGGCAGUACUCUUAUCCGUCUACUGAAGACUCACAGGAGAAACAUGAACUUACGGAAAAGCCUGACGCCUAA
Dibothriocephalus latus is the source of this 2352-nucleotide messenger RNA. Lineage: Eukaryota; Metazoa; Platyhelminthes; Cestoda; Diphyllobothriidea; Diphyllobothriidae. The record is from the annotation of a GenBank genome assembly.